Messenger RNA from Endocarpon pusillum Z07020, 1188 nucleotides. RefSeq lists its product as uncharacterized. Bases 1 to 1188 code for a protein of 395 amino acids. NCBI's taxonomy places the organism in Eukaryota, Fungi, Ascomycota, Eurotiomycetes, Verrucariales, Verrucariaceae. Gene Ontology annotation, biological process: regulation of alternative mRNA splicing, via spliceosome. The transcript has a single exon. The record is from RefSeq and is a predicted model, not a curated record.
AUGCCAGCCAUUGCUUUUGGUCUGGGCUCGAAGGCAAAGUCUGGCCAGGCAAAACCUGCUAUUGCUGGGCAGAAGCGAAAACAGAACCUGUUCGGUGACGAUGGUGAGGACGACGAUACACACCAUGUUUCUGCCACCGAGAACGUGAGCGUACUUGAUGAUAAAGAUUACGAUACCCCUCAGCCGCGGAAGUCGCCAAAACUCAGCAAUGGCGCUAGCACGGGUCAGAAACCCUCUCAGCAGUAUACAAAUCUAUCCGCCCUUCAUACCGCGAAAAAGCAUACCGAGCAAGCCACUACGGUGGAUACGACUAUCUAUGACUAUGACGCUGUCUAUGAUAGUCUCCAUGCGCCCAAGAACAAAGCUUCAGAAGACAUCAAGGACGGCGUGCCAAGAUACAUGACGAAUCUUUUCAAGUCUGCCGAGGUGCGCAAGCGAGAUCAGUUGCGAGCAAAGGAGCGGCUACUUCAAAAGGAACGAGAAGCAGAAGGCGAUGAAUUUGCCGACAAGGAGAAGUUUGUUACUGGUGCAUACAAGGCUCAGCAAGAAGAAAUAAGGAGGCUGGAAGAAGAAGAGGCUGCCAGGGAGGCCGCAGAAGAGGAGAAGCGGAGAAAGGGAGGAGGUAUGACUGGCUUCUACAAGGAUUUGUUGAAGAAGGACGAACAGAGAACCAUGGAGAUCUCCAAGGCAGUGGAAGCGGCUGCGACGAGACCCAAGACUGAAGCUGAUAUCGAGGAGGCGUCCGGGGAGAAACCGAUGGAAAAGUCUGCAGAGCAAAUGGCAGCAGAGCUCAAUGCCCGCGGCGCUAAGGUAGCAGUCAACGAUGACGGAGAAGUAGUCGACAAGCGGCAGCUGCUCUCUGCGGGGCUGAAUGUUGCGCCAAAACCAAAAACCGGAGCUUCACAGGGCAAGGUUGGAACCCAAGUUUCAAAGGCCGCGGAAUACUCAAGAUCGUCUGCUGCACUAUCAGCCCGAGGUGCACAAAGAGAGCGCCAGACAAGGAUGAUGGCAGAGCAACUAGAAAAAAUGGCGGAACAGCAGGCUCAAGCCGAAGCCGAAGAGCGGAAGGCACUCGAAGAAAAGGCAAAGAGUACAAAGACUGGCACAGAUAUCCUGAGUGCAAAAGAGCGUUAUCUGGCCAGGAAGCGAGCACAAGAAACGGAGAAGGCAAACAAGUCUGGACCCUGA